Molecule: messenger RNA, 735 nt
Organism: Hemisphaericaspora subhashii
Lineage: Eukaryota; Fungi; Ascomycota; Pichiomycetes; Serinales; Debaryomycetaceae
Product: resistance to Congo red protein
Exons: 1
Coding region: 1-735 (244 amino acids)
Biological process (GO): vesicle-mediated transport
Cellular component (GO): intracellular membrane-bounded organelle
Source: RefSeq, a predicted model, not a curated record
AUGUAUAUCAAUAAUCCGUCAGACCAUACAAUUGAAUUAUCCAAAAGACAAGGCAGCGGCUCUACCGGUGUAGGAUACAUCUUUCUAGCCGUCACAUUAGCAGCCGGAGUAAUGAUGUCAAUAGCAAUCACAGUAAGAACCAAUAAGAAACGGAAAGAAAUAGGAAAGCCACCAAUCUAUGGUACUAGUUGGAUUACACCUCCAUCAUAUCGACAAUCACAAAAUCAAUAUAAUCAACCAAGUGUAAGACAACAAACACGAGAUCCGGAAUUACCAAGUAGUUAUGUCCCAACAUAUUCUGAAAAAACAAAUGAAACUGAUUUAGGGUAUUAUGAUUCAGAAGGAAAAUUUCAUUUAAAUCCAAAUGCAAAAGUUCCAUUUCCUCCUCCUGUACAUCCAAAACCUUCAAGUUUGAAUCUGAAUGAUAGAAUUGUCGUGCUGGAUUCUAUAGGCGGCGGUGAUGAUAAUAUAGUUAAUGAUGAGAAUUCAAUCAACCAAUCAGAUAGAUAUUCAAAUGAGUCUACACCUCCACCACCACCUUCUCCACCCCCAUUCUCGGCUCUUCCAAUAACUCCAUUCCCUGGAGGAUAUACUGAAAGUCACAGUGUAGAGGAGAGAAGAAGUGAAAGUGAACCAAACAGAGAGGAAGAAACAAGAACUUCGACGGUUGCUAAUAUUAAUAGUACUACUACUACAACUGAUAGUGCUGUUAAAAAGAAUGAAAUUUCUACAUAG